AUGAUCUUCGGGGGGCUGAUCCUGGAGUCUCACAAUCUACAGCUCACUUCACCUAUUCUUUGGCCUUGGCCAUUGGGGGGCGAUGUGAAUGAUGCUGGGCGCAAGUGGUGGGCAGUCCUUCUCACCUCUACCACUCUCUUCUAUAGCUUUGUGGAUAUUGGAAGCCUUUUGCACAAUUCUGCCUGGAUUGGAGUCGGCCUGACUCUUUUUUGCAUGGUUUGUGUCUAUGGCGGGACCUUUGCCGAAUUCCAAUCUGCAGAGGACUUCCACGACAGUUGCAGGAGCUUGUGGAACAGUGUCACUAAAACAUAUCAGCCGAUAUCACCCGAACACAUGUGCGGCUUUGAGGAGUCCUUCCUGGGAACUUUCUCGGUCUUCUCCUACAUCAUGUAUGCCUUUGCCAUUGUUGUGACUUUGCCAACAUUACGCAGUACCAUGAAGGAAAAACGAUCCUUGACGAUCACUUGCGUGGUGGCCUUCGUGAUUGUGGCCGUGGAGUUCCUGAUCAUCAUGCUCUCCUACUACUGGGUCUUUGGAAAUCUGGGCCCUGAGAACAUCAUCGAUGGCCUCAAAAAGAUGCGUGAUGAGACCCUGGGCUCAGCUCCGCAUGCGCUCGCCGUCGGUUACCCAUCAGAGCAGCCUUCCCUUGGCACUGGGGAUCAUCAGUACAGGGCGAUCAGAGAAACACUGGAAAGUUG
This is a messenger RNA of Durusdinium trenchii, 698 nucleotides long. The record is from the annotation of a GenBank genome assembly. Lineage: Eukaryota; Dinophyceae; Suessiales; Symbiodiniaceae.